Centropristis striata (black sea bass) is the source of this 3841-nucleotide messenger RNA. RefSeq names its product membrane-associated ring finger (C3HC4) 1 (gene marchf1). Gene Ontology annotation, molecular function: MHC protein binding; ubiquitin protein ligase activity; zinc ion binding. Gene Ontology annotation, biological process: antigen processing and presentation of peptide antigen via MHC class II; immune response; protein polyubiquitination. The transcript is spliced from 9 exons. Lineage: Eukaryota; Metazoa; Chordata; Actinopteri; Perciformes; Serranidae. Gene Ontology annotation, cellular component: cytoplasm; lysosome; late endosome membrane. The record is from RefSeq and is a predicted model, not a curated record. The coding region runs from base 510 to 2219 and encodes 569 amino acids.
UCAUUGAGCAUCCCAGUGAGUGUGAAGAGGGCGAACACCAGGAGAGAGAACAUGAUCGUCAACACCUCCAGCUCAGUAAAUGGAGAUGCCAUUUGCACCCGUUGCCAUCAAACCUGUGAAGGUUUCAUCUGUAAAUUCUCCUGUUUUCCAACAAAGCAGGAGGGCAGAGGAGGACGAGGAGCAGGAGGAGGAGGUGGUGGUGGUGGUGGUGGUGGUGUGCACCGUUGAGUAGUUUCCCAGUCGUCAUGACGACCUCACACCCCACCAUCUCCAGAGCUGUCUUCCUGUUGCCACGGUGACCUGAUCCCGUUUCCAUCUCCGCUCUUCUUGAUGAUCCGGAUUGGGCUGAUAAAGGAGAAAGAUCCGCGAACGACGUCCCCUUUCCUCGAAAACCGCUCGUGGAUGGGACAGCGGGUCAGACACGGGGACAGCGGACAGGAGGACAGGCAGGCACGGCGUGCUGGGAAUGCUGUGGGAGUAAUACGGUAGCGUUGCCUGGAAACAGCAGCAUGCCAAUACAACAGAUAACUGUGGUCCCAGCCAGGGAGACAGCCAGCAACGGCAAGAGCGCUGCUCGCUCUAAAGACAAGUCUGAGGGGAGGAAGGACCCCGGGCGCUCAGGGAGUCGAUCCAGCAACAUCUCCAAGGCCAGCAACUCCACAGCAGGACUAACUACAGCUUCAAGAACAUCAAUCACCCCGUCUUCUCAGGACAUAUGCAGUUCUGGCCAGCUGACCCGUUUAGAGGAGGAUGUUUCUGAGUCACACACACAAAACAAGCACACACACACCUCUGUGAUGACCGUCACCAGCUCAACUCUGGCCUCGUUGGCCCAGUCACAGAAGAAGCAGGUGAAGCGCCGCCACCGCCGCAAAAGAAGCUGCACCGCCAGCGACUCUGUGGAAACCAUCGCCAAGCAGGAGCUCAGCGACCGCAGCCUGAGCUCUGACCGCAGCGAGCACGGAGAGAAGAGGGAGAAGUCUGUGAAGAACCGGAGGGAGCUCCCCCCUCGCCUCCGCUGCUCGGGGGCCCCGCAGACAGAUUCCACCUCCGAGGAUGAGGCGUGGCGCGAGGCUCGCAGCUGGAGCAAAGAGAAGGCCAGAAGAGUGCGCCGCCGCAGCGGAAGCAGCCGAGAGAGGGAUGUAGCGAACGGCUGUAAAGGACGGGAAGACAAAACAGAGACCAUGGAGCUGCAGUCGGUCGGCUCGGACGACGGGAAGGAGAACCAGCCGCUGGUGGAGGACAGCGGAGGCCUGAAGAAGCGCCACAGCAGCAGAGCAUCGACGAAGAGAGAAGGCCACGUUUCACAGAGAGAAGGCUCGCACAGCAGAGAUAAGGAGAAGAGCUCCAAGUCAGGGAGCAGCUCCUCAUUGGUGGAGGACGGUGAGGAGCACAUCACCAAGAGAUACCAGGAAAAGGGGUCAGGGGGUGGGGACAUGUCUGCACCGACACCACAGAAACACUGCAGUAUGAAUGGAGGCAUGACACGGCAGUUUUCUGAUGACUCUGAGACGGAGGUCUGCAGGAUUUGCCACUGUGAGGGGGAUGAUGAGUGCCCGUUGAUAAUGCCUUGUCGCUGCACGGGGAGCCUGAGUUUCGUCCACCAGACCUGUCUCAACCAGUGGAUCAAGUCCUCAGACACUCGCUGCUGUGAACUCUGCAAGUUUGACUUCGUUAUGGAGACGAAGCUCAAACCCUUACGCAAGUGGGAGAGGCUACACAUGUCGAAGGGCGAGAGGAGGAAGAUCUUCUGUUCGGUGUUGUUUCACCUGAUAGCAAUAGUGUGUAUGUUGUGGUCAGUCUACGUACUGGUCAAGAGAACCGCGGAAGAGAUCAGACUCGGGAAGAACGACGAAAUAUGGAGAGUUUCUCUUCUGAAGUACUAUACGGAAGAGGGUGUUCUAGAGUGGCCCUUCUGGACCAAGCUGAUUGUGGUGGCCAUCGGCUUCACAGGCGGCCUCAUCUUCAUGUACAUCCAGUGUAAAGUCUACCUGCAGCUGUGGCGCCGCCUCAAGGCCUUCAACCGCAUCAUCACUGUGCAGAACUGCCCCGAGAAAGACCUGCACAACCCUCAGGCCCGAGCCAGCACCCUGACCAACGGAAGGCACGAAACCGUGGAGGUCCCAGUAGGUCUGGCCCCCGUCGCGGCUCCAGAGGCACAGAUGCACUCGGACAUGUCGGUGGAGGCUGCGGUGGCGCCGUCACAAAACCCCGUCUGAGCGAUUCUCCUUUCCGCUCAGACAGAGUCCUGAAUCAGCCCCCGCUCAUCCAACAACACAAGCUGAGGUGAGCAGCGGGUGAUUUAGACUCGUACAGUGUUUUAGUGUUCAUCUCAGCUCCUGUGAUAACUGAUCCGGAGACUCAACAGAUGGAUUUUAAAGUCCUUCAGUGAUCAAGGAAAAAUUGGAAGGCUGAAGGGCUGCAGUGAUGUGAACGUGCAACAAAAACAAAGAAAGUGGCGGGCCGGGAAAAAAGUGAGAAGUAAAGGAAAACAAAGCCAUCAGCAGGAGAAGUUUGUAAAGACUGUAGUUAUGUGAUAUAUUUUAUUUCUGUAUGCACUUUCUCAAACUGCACUGACGUGAGUUAAAGGUGUGAACACCCUGUGGAUGCUAUUACGAGUCUCAGUAUGCUUCAAACAAACCUCAUACAACAUCUCUUACAACCGCGUCUUAAGGCAAAAGUUUUUAUAGUUGUUUACAAAUGGCCAGAAGCCUGUUGCCACAGAGAGGAGCGAGAUGAGAGGAAAUGUACAAACAGGUAUUACAGCGCACAGUCUCGCCUCAAAGACAUUUGCCGUGUUGCACUUGGUUGUUUUGUUCAUUUGAAAAGUGAAAAAAGUGGUUGUGCAAGGAAUGAAGAAGAAAAAGAGCUUGAAAACAGACACUGACAGUGACAGUGACAUGCUGUUCUGUACUUGCGGUCUGAUAGUUAGUUACUACAAAGCAUUUUUCAUCGUGUUGAUUUUGGCAGCCCUCCUGGCAGACUCCCUUUAGAAAACCUCUAAUUUUAAUUUUCUGCUGCCCUGCUGUAGCUUCUCUCUGUUCGUCAAAAAGUGCUGGCUAUCGAGAGAUGCUACGUAUCGGUUCUGCACAUGCGUGAGAGUAUUAUUUGAAAUGGGAUAUUGAUCUUUCGACUUAUGAGGCCCCUGAAAUCUUAAGUAAAUAUGUUAUGAGUAUCAAAAUAUGCUCCCCAUCUACUUACAGUAGUCACACCAUUGUUUGUAUUCAAAACCUACAUAUAAAGAUGUCAUAAUACUGGAUAUUUAAACACACAAGGUAGCCUUUUAUUUCAACAAGGCAGCAUAAAUCUGGCCCACGUAGUGGAAGUUCCCGCCAAAGUCGAUGUACAGAUCCUCCGUCCACCACCUCCAGUCCCAUCUGGAGGAGCAGCGAGGUGAAGCUCUGCUCCUGGAGAGGAGGAGGUGCCAGGUGCAGAGCUCUCAGUCUCUGCCAGAACUUUGAUUGUAAAGCUGUAUCUGGGUCUGGUCGCUGCUGGAGACCCUGCUGGAGUCUGAGCUGGAGGAGUAAAUAAUUUUGUCUGAUCCUGUGGCAGGUAGUAAGAAAACCUAUACAGAAAUAGACAAUAUUCUCAUUGAUUGUCUUGUUUGCUUAUAUAGGUCAUUAAGAUGUAUCAGUGUUAGAUUAAGACUGUUUUAUAUCUGGUUAAAAACACCUGGCAGUAAAUUAUUGCACUCAGGUGUGGAUUUUAGAUUCUGUUAGAUGAUACUAUCACUAUCAACACCUACACAAGUCUAAAAAAAAAUCUGAAGAUUGUUAGUUUUUCCUACACGCAUCUUAAACAUGUCAGAGAUGUGUCAGUCAUUAAAUUUGGAAUAACAAGA